This is a messenger RNA of Entamoeba invadens IP1, 1662 nucleotides long. RefSeq lists its product as hypothetical. The transcript is spliced from 2 exons. Gene Ontology annotation, biological process: regulation of GTPase activity. Lineage: Eukaryota; Evosea; Mastigamoebida; Endamoebidae. The coding region runs from base 1 to 1662 and encodes 553 amino acids. The record is from RefSeq and is a predicted model, not a curated record.
AUGAGCCAAACCAACAACCCAUUCUUUAAGACUUCAAUAUUUUGGAAGCUCUGUUGUGUGUAUGACCACAUAGUUGUUCACACCCUCAUUCGGUACUGCUCGACCACUUCGAACGAGUUUUGGGACGCUCUCCGAGACAUCCUUGAUGCCUCUGGGAUAUUAUAUUCUGUCCUUGCCGAUGAGCUCCGCGAGGAGGUGAUGAACACCAAGCCUCACACACUCUUUCGAGUCAACUCGGGUCCAACGUCACUCCUGUCUUCAGUUUUUAGAAAGGAAAUGGCUUCUCUAAUGGAGAGACAUGUCAACCCGAUCAUUCACUCGUGUAACACAGACGACAUCCAAUUGGAUUCUCCAGACGAACAUGUGAGAACAAAGUCUAUAGACACAGUGACGAAAUAUAUUAACAUCCACAUCACUCGAUUCCAACAGAUGGCGUCUGAGAUCCCGGAAAACCUCCGAUCGAUAUUUGGAAUCGUUCGUGACACCGUCGACGAGAUCUUCCCCGACUCCGGCGUGUCGACACAGAUCCUCUCUGCGUUAUUCUUUCAUAAAAUUAUUACUCCUGCUAUUAUCACUCCAACAAAGUUCUGUUCUUCAAUUUCUACACCAACAGACAAGGGAAGACAAACACUCAUGCUUUUGUCUAAAAUAUACCAAACCUUCGUCAAUCAAAGCGACGAGCCAUUUCCAAAGGAAAUUAACUUACACGUGUUCAACGAUGCUAUUGUCUCGGAAUAUAAAAGAGUACAUGAUAUGCUCGACUUGUUGAGUUCGUCGACUACGCUUCCAGAAUAUCACUUCAAUAAGGUCGUUUCAAGUCAACUUCUGUUGAGAAGAGUACCUCCUAUCAUCACUUCAUUGGAAUCAUUGAAGCCUGCAGCAGUCUCUGCAAUCAUUCAGCCGUUCAUAGACACCGGAUUUAAAAACCUUGCAGAGAACUUACUUGCACUGACAAACAUCAACAUCUAUCAAAAGGACUUGGCCAAAUUGGAUUUGAAAAAGCCAAAAGAUGUUGGGAUUUUUUAUGAUGAAAGUGAAGAACUGUGUUAUACUGCGGUGAUUAGAGGAUACGAAGAUACCGUUAAUAUGUACCAAAAAAAGAUCAAUAAACUGACAGAGGAGAUAUUCAAGCUCAACCAAGUCAUUGAAAGACUUGACGCUCCUAUUGAGCCAAAGUCGCUUGUUAAUAUGAACACCUCGCCCUCGUUGACUCCACGAAAAGAAGAAAAAGAGAGUACCAAGACCGUGAAUAUUCAAGAGUUCUAUAUAUCUGAGAAGAUCCCUGAUGAGAUCAGAUGUCGAUUAAUAACUUUGACAAGUAAAGAGAACCAAAUCUACGACUUUAUUACUAAGAGUGAAAGUACAACUGUUCUUGGGAAGUGCGAGAAGUUCCUUGGCGUUUACCAGAAAGCUUCGAAAUGCAAAAUAGAAGAUGACGCACCAAAGAUCUCUCAAAAAGAUAAGGAUAAAGAGAUUAAAGAUAAGGACAAAAAGGACAAGGAGAAAGCCGUUGCCAAAAAUAAAAAGACGUGUCUUGGGAUAUUGAAGGAAGCACACGACAACAGAGAAGCGUUAAUGAGUCAUCUUGAAGAUACUAAACUCACUCAGAGAAUCGUUGCACUCACUGGUAUUUUGGACGACAUUAUCUUCAUCUUUAACUGA